Caenorhabditis remanei is the source of this 2790-nucleotide messenger RNA. RefSeq lists its product as uncharacterized. NCBI's taxonomy places the organism in Eukaryota, Metazoa, Nematoda, Chromadorea, Rhabditida, Rhabditidae. Gene Ontology annotation, cellular component: cytoplasm. The transcript is spliced from 9 exons. Gene Ontology annotation, biological process: chromatin remodeling. The record is from RefSeq and is a predicted model, not a curated record. Bases 1 to 2790 code for a protein of 929 amino acids.
AUGGAGAAGAAAUCAGAAGAAGGAAAAGAAGCAUUCAGAAUGUUUCCGAUUGGAGAUGAAGAAAGUUCACAGCUAUUUACAACUGCAACUGAAUGUGUCAACACUGUUGUCGAUUUGAAGAGAAACGGACAAAUGAUAAAAGAGAAAGAUGUAGAAGAGCUGGUUAAAAAACUGAAAGCUGAAGAAAUGAAUUUUUCAUUCAUACAACAACAGUCUGCUGGUGCCGCUAUUAUUAUUUCUGCUCGAAUCGUUCUUCCAGGAUCAAAGAAAUUUUUUGAUUUGGAAGCAUUGGUUCCGUUAUUUAUUCAAGCACUCGAAAUGGUUUCCAGCUUUGAGAAGCUCGAAGGAUUCAGAUGGAGACAUGUACAUCCACUAUUUCAAUUUUAUGUCGAAGAGAUCCCCAAUCACUCCGGUGCUCAACAUUUUUUGGAGCUUCUGCAGAAAAUUAUGGACGUAAUGAAGCUUUCACCGACUGUCAACGAUGAUUUUUUCUCAUAUAAUAACUCAAUGGCAUUGGCUCGUCUUAUCGUCAAAAUGAAUGAAAUAAUUAAUAACCAAGACGGAGAUUUGGAAAUUCGAAAACGGGCGGUCGUGCUGUUGCACUCGAUGGUGAAGCAGUGUCCACCGGAACGAGCAUCUACAGUUUCAUUAUAUUCGAGCGGAUUAUGUACUGCUGUCGCCAAACUUUUAAAAGGAGGCACAAACAUCCCCAGUUUAAUAAAAAGCGCACUUUUACUCUUCAAAGACCUCGUCAUUCUGGUUUUCGCCGACAACGCUGUGAAAUUAGAUACAAAAACUAUCAAUUGGGAUGAAUAUAUUCCACAAGUUCACAAUUACCUUCGUGGACAAACCGAGGAAUGGAGAACAACUGGAUCAGAACAUAUUCAACAGUGUAUUCGUGAUUCUCUUUCUUCUUACAUGAAUCAUCGAAGUUGGGAUGUGAAAUUAGCAGUUUGUGAAAUGACGCUUGAAAUUCAAGAAGCGUGUAAAGAUCUGCUGAAGGAAAAACUUUAUGGAUGUCUGAUGAGUUUGUAUAUACAUUUGAGAUACGAUCAAUCCACACAAUUCCAAGAAAUCGGAAAAAAGGCUCUUGAACUGGUGAAAAACAAGCGGAAAGCUGAAGAAUUUUUCUACCAGCAACUGGAUAUUCAUAUCUCUCGUCUACCAGUCAGAACUCAUAAUGAGGAUGGAUUACCAGAAAUUAAUAUUGUCAGUGCCAUCUUGACUGCUCUAGGUGAUAGCGUUCGCUUGCUAUCGACUACUGGCUCAAGAACUAUGGAAGCGUUGCUGAAAAGUCUUGCCGAUAGUAUUGUAAUUGAUAAGAGAAAGAUAAUGAUUACAAGCGACGUAGCUAUUGAAAAUAUCGAACAAGCACUGAGAAAAAUGAAGUUGCAAUAUGAUGUUACCCAUUCUGCCAUCGCACAAAUCUGUCAGAUUCUAGCAGAUCUUGGUGGAAUUGAGGUUGUCGAUAUGGUGCAUAAUCUGAUGAGAAUGGAAUCACCUGGAAAAAGAGCUUCAUAUCAUAUCAUACUUGCUCAUCUACUUUCUUCACUCAAAACAUCCGACACGCCUUCUGAUGAUCCAAUCAUUCUAAUGCUUGCCGAGUAUUUAGUACUCGAGACUAACAGAUCUUGCAUUAUCAAGUUGAAAGAAGACACAAAACCCGAGUCGCAUCAAUUUGAAAUCGACUGGAGUACUUGUGUGGAGAGUCUCAGUUUGACCAAUUUGGCAUUAUGUAUGAGAUUUAUCGGACAAACCGUAAACAGGUCCCAUAUCUCCACACAAUGCCUCUGUACAGUUUUGAUGCAAACCACUUCUCAGUCUUGGAUUGUUUCGGAAUCUGCUCAAUUUGCAUUGAAAAUUAUCGCAGAAGAGUCAUCAAGAGAUCAGAAGAAAAAAGACGAUCCAGACGCUGUGGAGCGUCUUAUUCGAAGAUACAGUAGUCAUAUUCUGAAUCGAGUCUCCCUGGCGUGCACUUCUUCUACGAACUAUCACAUGGCUCCGAUUCUAUUUCAAUCAUAUCUGGCAUAUGGGGAAAUUCCCGAUCAUUUUAAUGUUUUCAAAGUUAUUGUGGAGAAAAUGUUGUAUGCGUUGGAUCGAAAUCAACAGCAAUACUCAUACUCUCUACUUCAAGCCUUGUUGUUUUUCAUGGGUUGUAUGAACAGAGAUUAUCCGAACCAUGAACCAUUGUCACCUCCGAAAGAUUCAGAAGACGAAAAGGAUCUUCCCACUCCACAGCAUAUCAUCGUUGAACAGAUUCUUCUUCGAACAAAACAUAUGUUAUCUUCCGAACACAUCCCUGUCAAAAUCAUAGUUCUACGGUUGUUAUCUCAAGGAAUCGAGUUCAUGAAAUUGUAUGAUGACAUGCUACUUCCAAUGAUUCAUCAGAAUUGGUUCGGAUUGAUGGCAAUCGCGAAAGAGCUUGAGCCAAACACGCUAGGCGCGGUGAUCGAUCGAGUCGUUGAUAUGGCUGAAAAAUCGGGAACUUUUGUGCAUAACAAGAUCCUGAAGGAGUUCUGGCCGCUUGUUGAAACGUACUUCAUGAAGCAGAUUUCAAGAAGAGAAGAAUUCAGUCACACUUCUGAAUUCGCUGUGACCACCAGAUUCAUCAACUCGAUUCCACGAAUCAUUGCGAACGCUGGAAUCACCGAAAAAGAAGCGAAGAAAACUUUCAUGAAAAUAAUCAAUAAUUCGAUCGAAAACAAAGGAAAAUUUGCAUUUUAUUGUGAUAAACAAAAGAAGAUCAUUGAUGCAUAUUAUAAGGAGGGAAAAUCAGUUUAUGACGAGUGA